AUGGACUACUACAGCUCGCUUAAUGCGGCGACUUUGGACCCGGAUAUCCCCACAGUAUUCGAGAUCCUGAGUGCAAAGCAGCUGCAAGAUCUUAUUUAUCCCAGUAUUCGGCACAUUAUUGUUCAUUAUGCCGAAUGCAACCCGGCCUACCUCCUGCGCAUUGCCAACAGGUUUGACGAGAUCUAUUUGGUAGCCAUGGGUCUUGUGGAGCAUUACCACCUCAAGCACUGGAAUGCUACGUUUACGGAAAAGUUCUAUGGUCUCAAGCGCACGAAUAUUCUUGGAUAUUCUGCGCUCAAUAGCCGCAAAGCCACGCCGAAUAUUGUGGAAAAGGAACGGCGGCUCACUGCGAAACAGCGCUGGCUGUGUCUAUUUUUUGUGGUAGUGGUUCCGUAUUUGCGAGAGAAAUGUGAGGCACGGUACGACAUUUUGAAAGGAAAGUACAGUUUCAAAUCGAUUGAGGAAGACAGGCCGGCGGAUGACGCUCCUUUACGGGCCAAAAUACGAUAUCACUACGACUAUCUCUUACACAAGUGGUAUCCGCGCUACUGCAUGGUAGAGUCAACAUCUACUAUUCUGUUUUUGCUGGGCUACCUAUUCCAUCGAACAAAGGCUACAUCGCUAGUGGACUAUUUGGUGAAUUUCCAGUACUCCCGCCUUUCUUCGUUCGACCAUCAACUGAACUCACUGGAUGCCGAGGUCAAGGACUGGAGGGAGUAUUUGACGACGCAGUAUCUCUCAGGGCUCGUCCUUUCAACUUUCAGCUAUGCUCUUCCUUCUGCGUUGUUCUUUGUCAAAUUUUUCGAAUGGUGGAAUUCAAGUAAUUUUGCGAGCAAAUUGAACCAGCUCGGCCCUAAACUUGACCCCCCAUCUACAGGCAUACCACCACUGGGCUUGAAAGGAUGCCCCAUUUGCAAAAGAGCAGAAAUUGAGAACCCUGCAGUGCUCGAGACAGGUGUUAUCUACUGUUACAAGUGCAUUUUCAACCACCUGCAGUCUGGUGACAGAUCCAAAAAGCCUGUUUGUCCAGCAACCAAUAAACGCCUUCUGCUAACGACAUGGAACGACGAACAAGAAAACUGGCUCAUUGGGGGAUUAAGACGAUUGAUGAUAUAG
Wickerhamiella sorbophila is the source of this 1116-nucleotide messenger RNA. Its product is annotated as Peroxisome assembly protein 12. Gene Ontology annotation, molecular function: protein binding; zinc ion binding; ubiquitin-protein transferase activity. The transcript has a single exon. Gene Ontology annotation, cellular component: peroxisomal membrane; peroxisomal importomer complex. NCBI's taxonomy places the organism in Eukaryota, Fungi, Ascomycota, Dipodascomycetes, Dipodascales, Trichomonascaceae. Gene Ontology annotation, biological process: protein import into peroxisome matrix; protein monoubiquitination. The record is from RefSeq and is a predicted model, not a curated record. The coding region runs from base 1 to 1116 and encodes 371 amino acids.